AUGGCGGACCACAAUCUCACCUCGCCGCUGCUCCCCGCCGAACCCUCAGACCGCGUCGACGUAAUCCUCAGAAUCGAAGAUGACGCCGCCGUUCCACCGGAGCAGAUCAACAAUCAGAACGGCAAUCACCACGAUCCUCGAUUGUGCUUUACCAAUCCUUACGGGUUUAUUGGCUCCAAUGGAUUCUCCGUUCCCGAGGCGACCACGGUCGAUCCAUUUCGGAACAACACGCCCAGUAUCGAUGGAGUUUAUGAGUUGGUUAAGAUUAUAGUUUGCAUACCUAUUGCGCUUGCUCGUCUUGUGCUCUUUGGGCUAUGUCUUUUGGUUGGAUAUAUAGCUACCAAGACGGCGCUUCAGGGGUGGAAGGAUAAGGAGAAUCCGAUGCCUAAGUGGAGGUGUAGGCUUAUGGGAGUUACGAGGCUUUGCGGACGGUGUAUUCUCUUUUCUUUUGGAUAUCAUUGGAUAUCAAGAAAAGGGAAGCCUGCUCCAAGGGAAAUUGCACCAAUUGUUGUAUCAAACCAUGUAUCUUACAUAGAACCUAUCUUUUAUUUUUAUGAGUUAUUUCCAACUAUGGUCGCAGCCGAGUCCCAUGAUUCCAUACCCUUUGUUGGGACCAUUAUCAGAGCCAUGCAGGUGAUAUAUGUAGAUAGAUUUUCACCUACAUCGAAGAAGCAUGCCAUUAGUGAAAUAAAGAGAAAGGCUUCUUGUAAUAGAUUUCCAAGAGUUCUGUUAUUUCCAGAGGGAACCACUACGAAUGGAAGGGCUCUUAUUUCUUUUCAACUUGGUGCUUUCCUUCCUGGUUAUUCUAUCCAACCUGUUGUUGUCCGUUAUCCUCAUGUACACUUUGACCAAUCAUGGGGGUUUGUUUCUUUGCCAAAGCUCAUGAUUAGAAUGUUUAUGCAAUUUCACAAUUAUAUGGAGGUUGAGUAUCUUCCUAUUAUUUCACCGCGAUAUAAUGGAAAAGAAAGCGCUUUUGAUUUUGCUAAGAGGACUAGCCGUGCGAUGGCCACUGCACUAAAUGUUGUCCAAACGCCUCAUUCAUACGGAGAUUUAAUGCUUCUGACCAAGGCUGCCCAGGCAAAUCAAGAGAGUCCCUCUGAUUAUAUGAUUGGAAUGUCCAAGAUGGAACAAGUUAGUAGCCUUGAAGCUGUUGAUUUUCUUGAUAAGUUUCUGUCGAUGAAUCCUGACUCCAGUGGCCGUGCUACAUAUAGUGGAUUUAUAAGAGCUCUAAGACUCAAGGCUUGUGUGGUUGCUGAAGAGAUAUUUUCUUUUAUUGAUAUAGAGAAGACGGGAACAAUAACAUACAAGCAGUACCUGUUCGGUUCUUUGCACGUUAUGAAGCUGCAAGGUUUUCAGCGAUCAUGUGAGCUGAUCCUUACUGAAUGUAGCAACGAAGGAGAUAAAAUUUCAGAACACAAGCUAGAAGAAUUGAUAAGGCCAGCUAUACCAGAUCUGAAUACCGACGAGGCUCAUGAGCUCUUGAAACUAUUUGAUACCAAUGGUGACGGAAAGAUUAGCAAGAAUGAUUUAUGUGGCUGCUUAAGAAGGAACCCACUGCUGAUUGCACUUUUUUCACGGUGUUUGCUACCGAGCUCGUAACUGGAAAUAACAUAGUGUGUCUAACAUUGUUGUUUUAUGGAUGAGUUUCCCAUGUCUUGUUUGGUCAUUGUAUUGUUAUCACCUCCCAUGAAUGUGUUGUUUAUUAGGAGGAACCCAGAUAUAGGAGAGGGUUGGGCUUUUCCUUGAAUAUAAAUAUAGGGUAGUGGGGCAACAUAUUUUGCUACAUUGCCCCCUGUGAAAUUAUCCACUCCUGAAAACUACUACUACAUGUAUUUUGAUAUGAGUUCUUGUUGUGUCACAAAACUUACUGCCCUGUGGUUUACCAUAGUCUAAACAAGUUUGCUGUUUUGCUGAUGAUAAAAUUUGCUCAAUUUCUCCAGGCCAUAA
This is a messenger RNA of Benincasa hispida (wax gourd), 1947 nucleotides long. Its product is annotated as calcineurin B subunit-like protein. The record is from RefSeq and is a predicted model, not a curated record. Gene Ontology annotation, biological process: phospholipid metabolic process. Gene Ontology annotation, molecular function: lysophosphatidylethanolamine acyltransferase activity; calcium ion binding. NCBI's taxonomy places the organism in Eukaryota, Viridiplantae, Streptophyta, Magnoliopsida, Cucurbitales, Cucurbitaceae.